CAAUUUAACUUUAUUUUUAUAGGAAACAUGUCUAAGGGACCAGCAGUCGGUAUCGAUCUCGGGACCACCUACUCCUGUGUUGGUGUGUUCCAGCAUGGCAAAGUUGAAAUCAUCGCCAACGACCAGGGCAACAGGACCACACCCAGCUAUGUGGCAUUCACAGAUUCUGAGAGGCUGAUCGGCGAUGCAGCCAAGAACCAGGUUGCCAUGAACCCCACCAACACAGUUUUUGAUGCCAAACGACUGAUUGGGCGCAGGUUUGACGAUGGAGUUGUGCAGUCAGACAUGAAGCACUGGCCAUUUAAUGUCAUCAAUGACAACACUCGCCCCAAAGUUCAAGUUGAGUACAAAGGCGAGUCAAAGUCCUUCUACCCAGAGGAGAUCUCGUCUAUGGUGCUGACAAAGAUGAAGGAGAUCGCCGAAGCCUACCUCGGAAAAACUGUCAACAAUGCUGUAAUCACAGUACCCGCCUACUUCAAUGACUCCCAGCGCCAGGCCACAAAGGAUGCUGGCACGAUCUCUGGCCUCAAUGUUCUGCGUAUCAUCAAUGAACCAACCGCUGCUGCCAUUGCAUAUGGGUUGGACAAGAAGGUUGGGUCUGAGAGGAACGUCCUCAUCUUUGAUCUUGGUGGCGGCACCUUUGAUGUGUCCAUCUUGACCAUCGAGGAUGGCAUCUUUGAGGUAAAGUCCACAGCUGGA
Messenger RNA from Plectropomus leopardus (leopard coralgrouper), 699 nucleotides. The record is from RefSeq and is a predicted model, not a curated record. Lineage: Eukaryota; Metazoa; Chordata; Actinopteri; Perciformes; Serranidae.